Messenger RNA from Aureobasidium melanogenum CBS 110374, 459 nucleotides. RefSeq lists its product as uncharacterized. Bases 1 to 459 code for a protein of 152 amino acids. Lineage: Eukaryota; Fungi; Ascomycota; Dothideomycetes; Dothideales; Saccotheciaceae. The transcript has a single exon. The record is from RefSeq and is a predicted model, not a curated record.
AUGACGACUUUUCGCUCUCUGCCGCUUGAGCUCAGAAGCAUGAUAUACGACUAUGCCCUCCAUGAAGAACACGACUAUCUCACCAACGGCGUACCAGCACUGUUCAAGGUGUGUCCAAACAUCACCAAGGAAAUCUACUCGUACCGCAAAACCGUCACGACAAUGAGCAUCACCGCAUCAACCCCUUGGCUACCGGAGAACGAAAACCAACACUGGGACACAAUUGCAAGGUUUAAACGAAAGCAACAAACCAAGGGGCUGGUUGUCAAGUUCAGAUGUCUGAAGCCUCGUGAGCAACAGGUUCCACCUCGUGGGUUGCCUGGUUUCAUCGCCUGCAUCCGCGAGACCCUCAGGGCUGGCCAUACAGUACUCAGAGUCGUGUUCUAUGCAAUGCGACUGGCACUCGCGUUAGAUGUUGAAACGGAAGUCAUCGACGAAGACUGUGAACAAUCAAAAUGA